AAAAAGAUUUUAAAUAAACUGUUCUUACAUAUUUUAAAUAAUGCCGAAAUCAAAAUCGACCAAAAAGAGGAUCACAGUGAAAAGUGAGAAAAAAGAUGUUCCCCCAUCCACAAAGAAGGAAGCUGCAUCAUCAAUGAGCAGUGAUGAGGAUGACUGGGAAGAGGUGGAAGAAGAUAAAAUCAACCAAUCCAAUAUAGCUGUAAAGGAUGUUGAAAUUGAAUUUGACUUGCCUGGAGUCGUUCAGAAACAAAGAAAGAAAAAUUCAGCAAAAGAUUGGAUUCUUGCAUUUGUGAAGCGAUGCAUGAAUAAAAAUAUUAAAGAUCGGCAAAUAUCUUUGCAUAAAGUACAUUUGGUUUGCUUGUUAUCUGUUGGCUUCCAGUUAAAUGAAGUCGGUUCAAGUGAGGAUCUUCAAGCAUUAAUUCUUUCAACUCUGCCAGAGAAGUUUAUAGAUCCACAACCUAAGUUAAUGACUAUUGAACGUUUAACCAACUUACUGAACUGGAUCACUUCAAAGUUCACAAAAGGCAACAAUGCUGUAACUUUAAAAAAUCAAGGUAUGGUUAAUAUUGGUGAAAAAGAAAAAUGUAUUGAGAAAUGCAUUGAGAUUGAAAGCGUACAACAAAAACUGGACUUAGUUUUGUUGUGUUUGGUUUUAUUUCGUGCCUUGGGAUUACAAGUUCGUUUUGUGUUUUCUGUCCACCCCAUUUCAUUUAAACCACCAAAAUAUGAAGAAGUGGAAAAGAAUGCCCUCAAACUGGCAAAUCAUUUGGAAAAGUUAAAAAAAGUUACAGCAAACCAGUGUGAGAAUUUAGAAGAACUUCUCUGCAAAGUACGUUUGGUUAACUUUACACCUGAAGAGAUAAAGGAGGAAUCCAUACCACAAGUGGAUGGGGCUUGCGACGAUGAAACCACUCAACCACGUCGGUCAACUCGUAAACGGACAAAAGUUUUGGCUGAAGCAAAAACUAACAAGAACUCAAGUUCUAGAACAAAAAGGCAAAAACCAAACGAAAAAUCGUCAAGUGAAACCGAAGUUGUGUCAAAAUAUGAAUUUAAAGACAGCUCUUUGACAAAGGAAGCGACAAAUACGAACAGUAAUAAUUCAAAGGAAGUUUCAAAGCAUUUUAAAUCCAAGGUGGGAAACAAAUCAAGACCGCAAAGAAACAUUUCACCUUCUAAAAAGCUCAGCAUCAUGGUUAGCAAUGAUAAACCUGCGUUUGAGGAUAAUAAGCCGUGUGCGGACCAGCAAAACCAUAUAUCUGAUGAUCAAGAUGCAGUCACACGAAAGCGAAAAAAUGAUGAAGAACAAGAGAAAGAAAACAAAGUAAAGCGUACUUUGAGAAAGAUUGCCGUUAAGAUUAAAUCUUGCCCUAAGGAUUCUGGACAUUUAUCCGAGGAGAAUAAUGAUUUUGAAACAACUGUUUCAAAAAAACGUAAAACAAGAAGCAAUAAAACCAAACCAAAGACACAGAAAGCACAGAAACAAGAUACUGUUUUAUCUGAUGAGGAAGAUGACUUUUUGCCGGAUCAAAAACCUGACUCUGAUGAUGAUGAGGACAGUGAUUUUGAAGCUGUGGAGCAUAAAAAAGCAAAACUUUCAACAUCAAGACCCUCCCAGUUAAAGAAACCACCAACAAAAAAACCAGUCAAGAAAGCAUCUGGAACCAAAUCAAAAUCAAACAAUCAAAAUAGUGAAAAAGAUAUCAAUGAAUGGCUAGAAGUUUAUAUUGCUAAGGUCGGUUGGGUGACAGUGGAUUGUGUGUCUGGUGUUAUUAACGAACCAGAUGCUAUUGAAUCAAAAACUACAAAUCCUAUUCAAUAUGUUCUUUCAUUUGAUGGCAACAAUAGUGUGAAAGAUGUUACAUCAAGAUACGCUUCUCAGUGGCUCAUUAUGACAAGGAAACUGAGAAUAGGUUACCUUGAAAAAGAUUGGUGGAACAAUCUACUUGCCUGUUAUAAAACUAAAAACAAGGCUCAAGAUUUGGAGGAGAACAAGCAGUUAGAAGCAAAGUUGCUUUCACAGCCAUUGCCGACCAGCAUUGCUGCAUUCAAGAGCCAUCCUCUUUUUGCUCUGCGGCGUCAUUUGCUAAAAUAUGAAGCUGUAUACCCACCAGAUGUGCCACCCCUUGGUUAUGUUAAAAGUGAAGAAGUUUUACCUCGUUCCUCUGUCCAUUGUUUGCACACCAAAGAGAAAUGGCUUCAAUCUGCAUUAACAGUAAGAGAUGGUGAGCAACCUUACAAGAUGGUUGCAUCUUACUUACUUAAUAAAAAGCUUCAGAGGAACUCAGAUACGCCAUCUUUAGCUUUAUUUGGAGAAUGGGAUGCAGUCACACGAAAGCGAAAAAAUGAUGAAGAACAAGAGAAAGAAAACAAAGUAAAGCGUACUUUGAGAAAGACUACCGUUAAGAUUAAAUCUUACCCUGAGGAUUCUGGACAUUUAUCCGAGGAGAAUAAUGAUUUUGAAACAACUGUUACAAAAAAACGUAAAACAAGAAGCAAUAAAACCAAACCAAAGACACAGAAAGUACAGAAACAAGAUGUUGUUUUAUCUGAUGAGGAAGAGGACUUUUUGCCGGAUCAAAAACCUGACUCUGAUGAUGAUGAGGACAGUGAUUUUGAAGCUGUGGAGCAUAAAAAAGCAAAACCUUCGACAUCAAGACCGUCCCAGUUAAAGAAACCACCAACAAAAAAACCAGUGAAGAAAGCAUCUGGAACCAAAUCAAAAUCAAACAAUCAAAAUAGUGAAAAAGAUAUCAAUGAAUGGCUAGAAGUUUAUAUUGCUAAGGUCGGUUGGGUGACAGUGGAUUGUGUGUCUGGUGUUAUUAACGAACCAGACGCUAUUGAAUCAAAAACUACAAAUCCUAUUCAAUAUGUUCUUUCAUUUGAUGGCAACAAUAGUGUGAAGGAUGUUACAUCAAGAUAUGCUUCUCAGUGGCUCAUUAUGACAAGGAAACUGAGAAUAGGUUACCUUGAAAAAGAUUGGUGGAACAAUCUACUUGCCUGUUAUAAAACUAAAAAACAAGUUAGUUAUAAUUCAGUUUACUCAUACAAUGUUCAGGCUCAAGAUUUGGAGGAGAACAAGCAGUUAGAAGCAAAGUUGCUUUCACAGCCAUUGCCGACCAGCAUUGCUGCAUUCAAGAGCCAUCCUCUUUUUGCUCUGCGGCGUCAUUUGCUAAAAUAUGAAGCUGUAUACCCACCAGAUGUGCCACCCCUUGGUUAUGUUAAAAGUGAAGAAGUUUUACCUCGUUCCUCUGUCCAUUGUUUGCACACCAAAGAGAAAUGGCUUCAAUCUGCAUUAACAGUAAGAGAUGGUGAGCAACCUUACAAGAUGGUUGCAUCUUACUUACUUAAUAAAAAGCUUCAGAGGGACUCAGAUACGCCAUCUUUAGCUUUAUUUGGAGAAUGGCAGUGUGACCCUUACCAACCUCCUGUUGCGGAAGGGGGAAAAGUACCAAGAAAUGAUUUUGGCAAUGUUGAUUUAUACCAGCCAUCCAUGCUACCCAUUGGAUGUGUUCAUUUGAGAUUACCAAACCUUCAAGUCGUUGCUAAGAAACUAAACAUUGAUAUUGCUUCUGCUGUUGUUGGGUUCGAUACACACCAUGGGUUUCCCCAUCCAACUUUGGAUGGUUAUGUUGUGUGUAAAGAGUUUGAGGAGGUAUUAACUGAUGCUUGGGAAGAGGAAGAAACCUUGGCAGCUGAACGUGCUUUUGCAAAACGCGAGGAACGAGUUUUGAAAAAUUGGAAACUUCUUUUUCGUGGAGUUCUUACUUUAGAGCGGCUCCGAAAUAAAUACAAAGAUGUUGAACCAAUAGAUUCGACCCCAAAUGAACAACAAACAUCAGCAGACGAGAAGACUCCUGCAACUACCAGUUCAGCUUGGCAAACAGAAAGAUUACAGAAUGAAAAGGAGAAGCAAAAACCUAAAAGGAAAACGCGUGCAGCGAAGAAAAAGACAAAUAAAAACAAUUUUCCAUAUGAAGUGGAAACCAUUUGAACUAUUUGUUAAACCAUAAUAAGUGUUGACUUCGUUCUUGUAUUAUUUUUAAUUUUUUCAAUCAUAUUGGUGAUUUCACAGUAUGCACUCUUCAUUUUUUCUUUUUAACAAACUUUGUAUGACAAAUCGUGAAGGUA
Molecule: messenger RNA, 4131 nt
Organism: Ciona intestinalis (vase tunicate)
Lineage: Eukaryota; Metazoa; Chordata; Ascidiacea; Phlebobranchia; Cionidae
Source: RefSeq, a predicted model, not a curated record